ACUUAGCUUUCCUUAAUGCAUCCAAGGUAAGGAACCGAAACCCACAAGACCAAAGUGUGGUGGACAGCCAGAAAGGCUCGAUCUUGCAUCCAUAUUCCAGCAUCUCUCUCCAAUCUCUCCAUCACUGUACUAAACCUUUUGCUCUUUUCAAUCUCCACCGCAAAUCUCCCUCGGCAUCCUAAAUCCUAAGCCCUAAAACAUUUCUUGGGGUCCAUAGUUUCCUCGAAAACGAUAUAGUCAUGGCGCUAAGCAACAACGUGAUCGGGGCGAUAAACUUCGUGGCCGUCCUCCUGUCGAUCCCGGUCAUCGGGGCGGGGAUCUGGUUGUCCACGGAGGCCGACAACUCGUGCGUAAAGAUCUUGCAGUGGCCGGUCAUCAUCAUCGGGGUCCUGAUCCUGGUGGUGUCGCUCGCCGGCUUCAUCGGAGGGGUGUGGAGGAUCCAGUGGCUCCUGAUAUUCUACCUUGUGGCCAUGCUGGUCAUGAUCGUGCUGCUCACCUGCCUGGUGGUGUUCGUGUACAUGGUGACGGUGCGGGGCCACGGCCACCCGGAGCCGAGCCGGGCCUACUUGGAGUACGAUCUGAACGACUACUCGGCGUGGCUGAGGAGGAGGGUCAAGAGCUCGUACAAGUGGGACAGGAUUAGGAGCUGCCUUAGCUCCACCAGCAUGUGUGCCGAGUUGAACCAGAGCUACAGGAUGGCUCAGGAUUUCUUCAAUGCCAGGAUCUCUCCGUUGCAGUCGGGAUGUUGUAAGCCGCCGACGCAGUGUGGGUACACCUUCAUAAACCCAACAUACUGGAUCAGCCCGAUCAACAUGGCGGCGGACAUGGACUGCCUGAACUGGAGCAACGACCAGAACCAGCUCUGUUACAACUGCAACUCGUGCAAAGCUGGGCUGCUUGCGAACCUGAAGAAAGAAUGGAGGAGAGCCGACAUCGUCUUGAUCUUUGCGCUCGUGGCGUUGAUAUGUGUCUAUUUGAUCGGGUGUUGUGCCUUCAGGAACGCCAAGACCGAGGACCUCUUCCGCAGGUACAAGCAAGGUUACACUUAGUGUGUGCCUGUAAGAGAGAGAGAGAAAGAAAGAGAGAUGUUGGAAGUUUUCUGAGGAAUGGAGAUAGGUGAGGAAAGGGUUAAGGGUUUGGAUUGAAUUGGAGGAUUCUUAGUUUGCGGACUCUUUUCUUGUU
Messenger RNA from Rhodamnia argentea, 1182 nucleotides. RefSeq names its product protein TORNADO 2. Gene Ontology annotation, cellular component: plasma membrane; plasmodesma. The record is from RefSeq and is a predicted model, not a curated record. Lineage: Eukaryota; Viridiplantae; Streptophyta; Magnoliopsida; Myrtales; Myrtaceae. Bases 240 to 1049 code for a protein of 269 amino acids. The transcript has 2 exons. Gene Ontology annotation, biological process: auxin-activated signaling pathway.